Molecule: messenger RNA, 1950 nt
Organism: Aspergillus bombycis
Lineage: Eukaryota; Fungi; Ascomycota; Eurotiomycetes; Eurotiales; Aspergillaceae
Exons: 3
Coding region: 1-1950 (649 amino acids)
Biological process (GO): DNA-templated transcription; regulation of transcription by RNA polymerase II
Cellular component (GO): chromatin
Molecular function (GO): zinc ion binding; RNA polymerase II cis-regulatory region sequence-specific DNA binding; DNA-binding transcription factor activity, RNA polymerase II-specific
Source: RefSeq, a predicted model, not a curated record
AUGUCUCAGGAACUUUGCGAACCGACCAUCAUCCAGGAAUUAGAUUCCGGUCUCCUGGCCGAUACUGCAAUACCUUAUAUGCCUGAUCAUUUCCUACUGCCUUCCAUGGACGGUCUCUUUGCUGACUCAGAUUUCUUGAGCCAUGGCCAUGACUGGGAGGGAAUGUUGGCCGACCCAGGUCUUGAGUUGCAUGGUCCUAACAUGCCUGACGAGGGUAUGAUCCAGCAAGUCACCCCAGAUAGCACGGAUAUCUCUUCACGGGUCCCGGAUGGCCCUUCGCAUGAUGAUGAUUUCCACGAGCUGAAGCCUCUUAGCUGUCCAUGGCUUCUAACCGAAAGCCAGUAUUUACAGAUUACGAAUUCCCUCACGCCAUUUCGACAUGUUAUGCCCCAUUUCACCUUGCCGUCGAGAAUGGCUGUUGCACGAUACUUACUUGGUUAUGUAGAAGGGUUCAGUGACCACCACCCAUUCAUCCAUGUCCCAACCUUAAAGCUGGCCUCCUUCGUUCAUACCCCCGAGUUUAUUCUGGCUAUACUAGCCGUGGGUGCUCAGUAUCGCUAUGAGAUGAGAACCGCCAGGUCUCUCUACCAGGCUAGCCGAUCUCUCGUGCUGGAACGUCUUCAAAGAGCGAACAAUGGCAUACAUACCACAGCUGCCCAUAUCAACCAAAGCAGCGAAGGUCCUUUACCACACUAUGCAGAACAUCGCCUAGACCAAACCCGUGCUCUGCUUCUAUUGGCCGUCUAUUGUUUUUGGCACGGUAGCCCGGAUCUAUCGCAAGAAUUGUACAACUACCUGAGUACGAUUGCCGACUCGCUCCGCCGACUUGGUCUGUCUGAAGAGGCACAUCCAAACAGAAUCAGUUGGACUCGAUGGAUUCAACACGAAACAAAACGACGUACUCAAUUCUUUGGUUGGUAUCUACUAAACCUUCAUACGGUUAUAUACGACAAUCCACCCUUGCUGCUUACACGGGAAAUGAACCUUCAGCUCCCAUCCUCGUGCCAGGAGUGGGUCGCGCAGACAGAAGCCGAAUGGAUCAAAAUCAGUAGUCGAACCCCCUCUCCACUGAUGCUGAAGGAGGCCCAUGCAGCCCAUCUUGCACAAUACAGCGAUAUAUCUGCAGACAUUGAGGCAUCCCCUAUGGGAAGUUACAUUUUGAUUCACGCACUCAUUCAACGUAUCUACAUGUUGCAUCAGAUCUCUCUGGAGUCUCAGGCACAAAGCCUCUCUGCUCCAGACAUUCAGGAACUGGAGCUGUCACUGAACCACUGGCGGCACACAUGGUGUCGCUCCCCCGAAUCUAAACUGGACGUGUAUGAUUCAUAUGGCUCGCUGUCCUUCUCCGCUACCGCACUGCUAGGCGUGGCCCAUAUCCGCUUGCAUUACAACCUCGGACAAUGGCGCGGUCUGCAAAGCGGGGAUCCGACGACAGUUGCCGUGACGCUGCGUGAGGCGCCCCUGCCCCGACGCGGCCCGCAUCUCAUACAUGCCCUCUUACACUCCAUUCACUCUCUUCAAGUACCCGUGCAGGUGGGCAGCUCCUACCUCUCGCGAUGCAAGUCUUUUGGAUGGAGCGUGGAUCACGCCAUCUGCAACCUGGAAUGCGCCACUUUUCUGAGUAAAUGGCUUCAAAUGGUGGCUAAUGCCGACGAGAAGCAGUCGCCCUCCGCGCUGGAGGUGCGUGUUAUCCGAUGGAUCAUUCGUGUGGUGCGUGAAGCGCUGAUGUCACAAGAUGAGACCAUCCACCUCAGCCAUCAGAUUGAUGAUUAUCGGCCUGAAGCGCGGAAACAAACCACUAGCUUCCUUAGUUUUGCAGUGGUCAAAGUGUGGGCCGAGAUGUUUAAAGCUUGCAAUAGCCCUUGGCCAAUGGUAAGAUUCGUAGGUCAGGGGUUGGAGCAGUAUGCGGAGUUGAGGCACAGGUCCUUGGCCACAGAGGCAGAGAGCUAG